AUGAGGUGGUUUCCACUCAGCGUGUUAGACUCUCCUGAAGGAGCAUCUGGAGAAGGAAGGAGGACAGAGAGAGACCUGAUGGAGUCUGAGCAGCUUCCAGCUGCAUGGUCUCUACACGGAGAAGGGGAGGAAGUGGGCGGAGCCUCUCCCCUGUUAGUGGGUGUGUCUGAAGACAUGGGAGGCGGUCCUUUAAUCCCCAUGACACAACAUGGAAAGGAUUCCAGCUCGUCUUCCUCCUCCGACGCCUCGUCUUCAGACAGCGAAGAUCAGAACAAGAAAAAGAAGAAGAAGAAGAAGAAGAAGAAGAAGAAGAAGAAGAAGGAUUCGUCGUCUGACAGCUCGAGCGACGAUGAACGGAAGAGGAAGAAGAGAAAGAAGAAGGACAAGAAGAGAAAGAAGAAAAAGAAGAUGAAGAAAAAGAAAAAAUACUCGAGCUCCAGCUGCUGCUCUUCCUCAUGUGAGAGUGACGACAAAGAAUCGAGACAGAAAUUAAAGAAAGAAUCUGGAAAAUGUUCACCUUGGGGUGAUGCUGCGAGAGACGAGGGGUUAUUACAGGGUAAGCUGGAGGGAAGGACAGAUGGCUGGUCAGCAGUUUCUCCAGAAUUCCCUGCGGUCGGUGAGGCUGAAGGGACUGAUGGAAGACGUGAGGAUGGUGAGAGAGGAGAAGGAGAGAAGAAAGGGAAGCUGAAAAAGAAAAAGGUUUGUGUUUCAUCUUCAGAAUCAUCGUCCUCCUUUUCGGAGAGUUCCUCCUCCGACAGUGAGGAUGAGAAGAAGAAAAAAAAGAAGAAGAAGAAGAUGAAAAAGAAAAAGAAGAAAAAGAAAAAGAAGAGAAAGAAGAAGGACUCGAGCUCAUCUUCAUCUUGUUCUUCUUCCUCAUCGGAUAGCGAGGAUGACAAGAAGAAAAAGAAGAAGAAGAAAAAAAAGAAGAAGAAAAAGAAGAAGAAAAAGGGGAAAAAGAAGGACUCAAGCUCGUCCUCAUCCUCGUCUUCAUCAGACUGCUACUCAGACAGCGAGGACGAAAAGAGAAAGAAGAAGAAGAAGAAAAGACAGAAAAAGAAGAAGAAGAAGAAAGAUACCUGCGGCUCCUCGUCAUCAUCUGACAGUCAGGAGGAACGGAGGAGGAGGAGGAGGGGAAAAGGGGGGAAGAAGAAAAAGAAAUCCAAGAAGAUGAAGAAGAAGAAGGGAUCCGUCUCUCCUUCAACUCACGCUGAGGAUGAAAAACAAGAGAAGAAGGAGGAUCUGAAGGAGGAGGUGAAGGAAGAACCUCAGGACGGAGAAAACCAUGCAGCUGAGGUACGAGGAGACGCAGAGAGAUUCGACACGUUCGCAGACGAUCCGAUACGUGACGUCUUUACCGAGCAGGCGGAGUCUCAGGAGGAGGGCUCCAGGGUCACGUGGAUGGGCGGGGCUUUGGGCUACAGGUCUCACCUGGACAUCGAGAUGAACAGAGACGAGCCACGAUAUCAGACGCAGAAUGAGAACGAAUUGUGAUUUUUUUCUGUGAUUCAGAAACGAAAAAAUUUUGCAAACUAAUUUGAGUUGAAUUUCAGCACUUUUCAAAGACAAUCAGGGUUUUUCUGUGUGAAGUGGAUUUUGGGUUUUUUUUAAGCAUGAAAUGAUCAUUUAUACAUUUUAGAGAUUAAUCUGGAUUUCAGAUGAUUCAAAAUCAAACCUCGAUCGUAAAACUCCAGAAACGUGGUGGUCGUGAGGAGGAGGCUAAAUUAAUCGCAGAAAUCAAUAUUGUAGAAACGCAGAAAAAAUUUACUCAAUGUUUUAUUUUCAAUGAACUUUUAGUCCAUAAAGCGUGUGAGUGAACCUCAAAAGAAUCAUCAGAACUGAAAGUGUUCCACUGACAGGAAAAACCUGACCAUAAGAUUUCUAGGUGCUUCCUUUUAAACGUCCCGUUCCACUCUGAGUUGAGUUGAGUUGAGUUGAGUUGAGUUGAGUUGAGUUGAGUUGAGUUCUCUUCUCUUCUCUUCUCUUCUCUUCUCUUCUCUUCU
Molecule: messenger RNA, 2000 nt
Organism: Silurus meridionalis
Lineage: Eukaryota; Metazoa; Chordata; Actinopteri; Siluriformes; Siluridae
Product: pre-mRNA-splicing factor CWC22 homolog
Exons: 14
Coding region: 1-1491 (496 amino acids)
Source: RefSeq, a predicted model, not a curated record